AAAUCCGUUUGAAAGUGAUGUGCACGGGGAGGCGGCGGUGCUUACUGCGAGUUCUGUGGUAUUUUGGAUCAGUUUUUUAAGAAGAAAGUAUUGGCUUAUAUUAUACGGAACGGCGCAACUGGGAAAAGGAAUUCGCAAUAUUGCGGAAUCAUGUUCCACGAUAAAAAGAGUGUCGAUCGCCACGUACAGGAAGUAUUUCGGAAGCUGAAAGAGGAAAAUGAGAGAAAUUUAAGAAGUUACAAUAUUGCCAAACUUUAUUACCAAGUGGGUGAUUAUGAGGCAGCCAGGAGAUACGUGUCCAGUUAUUUAGAAAUACGAGAGGAUUCCGCUGGCGCACACAAACUCUUGGGUCAAACUCUUGAAGCCUUAGACCAAAAAGAAGCUGCUCUAGCAGAGUACAAAUGUUCCCUUGAAAUUGAGGGUCGACAGGACGACCUUGUAUUGAAAGUCUGCGAGCUUUUGGCUGAUAUCAAUGUGGGCAUGGAUGUGAGCCGAGCGAGGUACUGGCUGGAGCGAGCUGACAGACAAUUUGGACACCACCCCAUUAUAUUUCAGCUCAAAGAAAAACUUUUGACUGCUGAUAGACCUAAUGAUAAUGCCGAGGACCUUGAAGCUCUCAUAGCAUCCGAAUUAGCUGUCAGACCAAUGGAUGUAACGUUGCGUGUCAAAUUGUUGCGCCACUAUAUGGAAAAAAACAGACUAGAAGAUGCAUAUAAACAUGCUGUGGAUGUGGAAGCCACCUAUGCCUUUAGAGACAAUAUUGUGUGGUAUCAGGCCAUCUGUGAGAUGCUUGCAAAGUGCAAAGACAGUAAGCGUUCUGAUUGGGCAUUUUGGGUUCUGUAUGUUUCUGCUUUGGAACGGUUCGCAGCUCUUUCCCUCAAAGAGCAGGGGGAUGGGCCGAAGAAAACUGUUCCUGAAGCUGCACAAGCUGUACUGAAUUUUGACCAAAGCUUGACAGAGGCAGAACUUCACAAACAAUAUUCAGAUGAUCCAACAUUUGCCGAGCAUCUAUUUGCCCAUGCGUGGGGUCAACUCCACUUACACUUGGCAUGUUUGUUGCUCCGAAAAACUAAACGGGAACAGGGUAGUUGGAGCGAAGCAGGUCGCCUAUGUUCACCACUCUUGCUGUGUGCUCUACAUGCAAAUCCUCCUGAUCCUACAGCACUCUGGGCUGCAAGACUCAAGGAUCAUCGUAGAGCUCAAGUCAAUCUGUGGUAUAGGGAGGCAUCGUACAGGUGCAGUCAAGCGGGACACGUACUUCAGGACUACGCGAGGGAGGAUACAAAAAGAUUCCUUGACAAAAUUGAUAAAUUUUGCACAGGAACUUGGAGGGUGCGUGUUUACCAGAGGAUAUUUGUUAGCCGAGUUCAACAGAAUUUGAUGAAAACAUCAUACUUUGCUCAUCAUCCUGCAUCCAAUCCUCCACUCAGAUUGUGUACACAUAACGAAUUGAAACACCAUGACGAAGUCUCUGAAGAAGUUUGGCCAGCUUCCUUACACUAUCAAGUUUGGUUAGGUGUUAAAAGUCGACCACAUCAUAGUCAACGGAAUAUCUCCAAUGGUCCUCAUCCACAUCAAUAUUCGCACGUAUUUCCUGAGCUGCAGUUUUCUGUCUACAAUCUGAAUCAUGCAGCUGCCGAUAGUCUGAGUCGUUUGGAUAUCGAUGCUUUUUUGAAUGCAGCAGUUUUGUGCGCCUCUGUCGUUAUGGAGGAACAACAGCGGAGUGGGUUCUUCAGUCCUGACAGGCUGCCAACUCUACCAGCUGACAUCACCAACACACUUUGUAGCAGUGCUCAAGAGAAGUGGUGGACAGCAGCCUACAAGAUGUAUCGUGAACAGGAGGGUCUUGGUAGUGAGAUAGGAGAGAUAAGACAAAUUCUGCAACGUGGUCUGGAAGUUAUUCGUUGUAUAGACAAUCAUGGGUUACAUCCUUGUCUUUUGGUUCAUCUGGCACGUAUAUUCCAACACAGGGUCAAAGUAACAAAAGAGAAAAAUGAAGAGCACAGCAACAUACCAGCACUUGAAGCUCGUAGUGAGCUUUAUUGGUCUGCUGCUGUUCCUCUUCUGGAAAGGCUUCUGAAUAAUCAAGCAAUCCGCAGCACGGGUACCAAGUUGUUCGAUUAUCAAGGAAAAGGAAUGAAUAAUGUGGAACUAACGAAUGCUCUGGAUGAAGGUAGAUUGCUGUUAGCUCAAAGAUAUCUGCGAGAUAAACAAUACGAACAAGCAAUCGCAGCAUUACAGGUGUUGAAGUGUCCAGAGGCUUCCUUCCAGCAAGGACAGAUCUAUCAAACACUGGCAAAUGAUCUUGUGAGUUCUCUACCUAGAGAAAGUUUAACAUCGGAAAUGCGGUCGCAACAUAUUAUUAUGUUAUCAAAAGCACGAGAUGCCUUUUAUUUGACUCUUGAUCGCUUACGCAGUCCAGUCACCAAUCCAAAACAUCCACUCAACUCGGAACUUUGCACACACAUUGCUGGGAUAGAAAAUGAACUCAAACGCAUUGACCCCGAUUUAUGGCGCAACGAACUGAAUCGGAACGAGUGCGAUGAAAUAUCUGACGAGAGUUAUUCGUCUGCGCACAGUACAGAACAUCCAGUUAUAAAUACUUCUUUUGGUAAUACUACACACAAAUUAAAUACACCUCAGAGAGGUACCCACCGCACACCAAACCAGUCCAGUACACCUUGCAGGCCCCAACAUCAAGAUAUUAUAGAUUUGUCACGUCAACGAACUGAAGCAAGACCAAGUCCUGAGCGGCUCGAUGCCCAAAUUCGUCAGCUGAUACACUCGAGAGAUAAUGUAAUCCAAACAAUAAUGGAUCAAAACAAAGCUCUUCUUGAAACGAACCAGGUUGUAGUGAAACAGUUGGAAGAGUUGAAAAAAGAAGUGGCGGAUUUACGGAAAGAAACUCAAAAGCAACGUUCUCAAGUCCCUGUGAAUCCAAGUCUUGAAGAGGACUUGUAUGUACUAGGCGAAGAGGAUUAUGGAGAUUUGAAUUAUGGUGCACCUCCAGCGUCCCAGCCCCCAGGCCCAGCUUCUUCGUUCCCAGGAAAUAUGUUUGCGUCGGCACAAAGACACCCAGCUUAUUCUACUCUCGUCUAUCCUCCUGCUGCAUUGCAAGGAUAUUAUACAGGAGCGAUACCAUUCGCUGAUCCUGCAGCACAUAUUCCUUCAUUAUAUCCACCGAGUGUUUAUCCGAUGCCUGCCUUGUACCCUCGACCUGCUGUUGAGCCAAAAGUUGGUUCCAUAUCAAAAAUAUCUGACAAUGUACUGCAACCAGGACUCUUCUCUGGCAGGUUACCAAAUCAGAUGCCUGACCAUAGUAGUAAUCCCGAUCAACCAUUACCACUGCAAACGCAGAGACUGGACUAUUCCAAGAAUGAUAUUAAUGUCAAGGAUGCACCACCUAGCAAAGCUCCUCCUGUUAACGUAGUAAUUACUACCUCCGAUACCCUACCGACUACUGCGCCGACUGUUCAACCAACACUGAGCGUAACUAUCCCUGCUCACCACAGACUUGGUUCAGGCUCUCAGGCUGCUAACGUUCCACAUAAUUAUCAGAUCUCGAUGCCUCUGCAAGCGACCAUUCCAACUACUGUUAACUUACCCCCAUUAUCUACUACAUUGACAACAACCAUUCCAACAAAUUUGUCUGUUACUGAAAAAAACAGUAGAAAUUCGAGCAUCCUGUCAACUGGUGUUGCUAAUGAUUCCAAUGAAUGGUAUGUCGAGACGGAGCACGACCCAAUUCCAGACUUUGUUCCUGUUGUUCCACUACCUGCUGAAAUUGAAAUAACAACUGGAGAGGAAGGUGAAACGAUGUUGUACUGCGCAAAGGCUAAACUUUUCCGAUUCGUUGAUAAGGAAUGGAAAGAACGAGGUGUUGGUUACGUCAAGCUGCUUCGUAAUUCUGAAGGGAAAGUUCGUCUACUUAUGCGCAGAGAUCAAGUAUUGAAAAUUUGUGCUAAUCACUUGCUACGACCUGAUAUGGAGCUUUCUAAAAUGCCAAACAACAAUAAAGCACUGAUAUGGGUUGCUAACGACUUUGCUGAUGAAGAGGUUAAACUAGAAAAAUUAUGUAUCAAAUUCAAGACUGAAGAUGAAGCUGCCAACUUCAAGCUUUGCUUCGAUAAAGCUAAAGCUAGUCUACCAACGUCUGUUGAAAAUAUUGUAGAGGCAGGCAGCAAGACUGACAACAAAUCUAACAAUUCGGAAGUUGCUCCGGUAGUAAGUGCAACAAAAGAAGUUGCGAAUAUCCCAGUUGUUGUCGGGGGAUUUUCUUUCACAACAAAACCUAUUAUUCAAGAGAAACUACCGACCGAUUCCGUUAAAUCUUCACCAAAAUCUAACGAACCACCAAAGCCGAGUCCGUUUGCUGAGUUUUCUUUCACUAAACCUGUAUCAACCAGUACGUCGAUUGGUGUGACAACCACAACUAGUACUGUAUCUGAUGGAACCAAUUUUGUACCAAAAGUUCUCGAUUCUAAGUCUACUGGGUUUUCGUUUGGUACCUCGAGUGGUCUGAGUACAACACAAUCAGCCAGUGUCUCUGAUAAAGUCAGUUUUCCACCAAAACCAAUCGAUGUGAAAUCUACUGGAUUUACGUUCGGCAAACCAAGCUUACCUGUUGCCUCAGCUACCACUGCAUCUGAUGGAAUUAACACCGUCAAUCAAGCCGUUCAACUAUCAUUGAAGAAUUUCGAUGGAACAGGAUCACCUAAAAAUGGUAGUACAUCAAUUGCACUAUUUCCCUCUCGAAUGCCGUUGAGGCGUCCUCAUGCCCCUGCACCGAAUGUUUUGGCUGCAGCAAAUAUUGCUGUAGAAACACCUGAGAAAUCGAAUGAAAGUUCUCUUCAGAAUACUACCAAAGAUGAUGAUAAGGUGGAAGAAUUUGUCCCAACUGCUGAAUUUUCUCCGGUUAUUGCUCUUCCGGACAUUGUAGAACUCAUUACCGGUGAAGAAGGAGAAACUGUUCUUUUUGAGGAACGCGGAAAAUUAUUGAGAUACGACACUGACUCUAAGCAAUGGAAAGAACGAGGAAUUGGGCUAAUGAAAAUCUUAUUGGAACCAACUUCUGGAAAAAUUCGCUUGCUGAUGCGAAGGGAACAAGUUUUAAAAGUCUGCUGCAAUCACACACUUUUGGCACAACUCAAAUUCUCAUUCAUGACUGGUAACAGCAAAGCCAUUAGUUGGUGCGCUCAGGAUUACAGUGAAGGGGAAGUCAAACCAGAAAUGUUUGCUAUACGUUUCAAAACAGCUGAUCAAGCAUCACAAUUCCACGAUGUCAUAACAACCCAACAAAAGAAAAUGGUGAAUGAUCGCAUUCCGGCAACAACACAGACCAAUGCAAACAACAUAACAGCCCAACAGAAAGUCGAUCUCAACAGACAAGAAAAGUCAUUAGCUGAGAUGUUCAAGCCUGCAGUUGGUUCCUGGGAAUGUGAAGCCUGUUACACUAGAAAUGACGCAGCGAAUAAUAAAUGCUUGGCUUGCGAAUCACCUUCACCUAAUGUCGCUAAAUCAUCAUCUCUACAAGCACCUGUAACUCUUAAACCAUCGAUACAAGGAUCAUUUGAAAGUACCACAUGGAACUGUAACAACUGUGACACAAAAAAUUAUGCAUACAACCAGAAAUGCAAAGCUUGUGGUAAUGACUCACCAGCAAUAACUACUCAAACUGAGGUUUCGCCAGACAAACUGCCACUUUCUCAGCUUUUUAAACCUGCGAGUGGAUCCUGGAAAUGCGAGGGUUGCUAUGUUGUUAACAGUUCCUCGAAUAAUUAUUGUGUUGCUUGCGACACACCAAAAGAUCCUUCUAUGCCAACUAAACCAAAAACAGUUGGAUUUAAUAUUGUGUCUUCAUCUGUGUCGUCACCAUCGUUUUCAUUCGGUAUUACACCAACUGUACCGAAAGAGUCUACCGGUGGGUUUACGUUUGGUAUGCCCAAGUCUGACGUUAAAGCUGCUGGUGAUUCUACUACUCCUACUCAAUUCAAUUUUGGAAAUCAGCCUCUCAACGGCAGUACCCCUUUCAGCUUUGAUGGAUCUCAGAACUUAGGAAUUGUACAAAAUUCUGCAAAACCCUUUACGUUUGGAUCACCGGGAAAAUCAUUUGAUUUUCAUUUCCAAGCUAAAUCUCCGGUAAAAUCACCCGGUGGUGGUGAAACAAGCGAAGACGAAGUGGCUGAAAGUGAAGACGUUUAUUUUGCUCCAGUUAUUCCGUUGCCUGAUAAAAUUGAUGUAAAGACUGGUGAAGAAAACGAAGAUGUACUUUACAGUCACAGAGCAAAAUUAUUCAGGUAUGAGGCCACUGGAAAAGAAUGGAAAGAACGUGGACUGGGUGAUAUAAAACUUCUCAAGCAUAAAGACACAGGAAAACUACGAUUAUUAAUGAGAAGGGAUCAAGUCCUUAAGUUAUGCUUGAAUCACGUUAUUACUUCAGAUAUGGAGUUCACCGCAAAAGAUGAUAAGACCUGGCUUUGGUAUGCUGCUGAUUAUAGCGAUGGUGAUAUUUCUCAUGAAAAUUUCGCCUGUCGUUUUAAGACACCUGAAAUAGCACAAGAAUUUAAAACUGCCAUCGAAAAUUCCAAAACAUCCAUAGCGACUCCUUCGGAAAAGCCUAUUCCAAAAACACCUUCAAAAUCGCCUGUCACCAUGAAGAAAAAUUUGUUUAAUCGUUCCACUUCAUCUUCAGAUGUUGAAAUUGUUUAUGAAGCAUCGGUCACGCCUGAAGAAAAAGCUGCAGCGUUGGAACUUCAGUUGCCAGAAAACUUUUACGCCUAUAAGAGAAGACCUGAUUGUCCUGGGUGUAGAGGGUGCAAAAAUUCAGAAACACGCUUGGCUGAAAGAAAUUCAGAGGCAUUUGAAUCAAGUAUCGAGACACUUAAGCCAUUAUCAAAUACAAGUGCAUCCGGUACCAAACCCAUUAUAUUUGGCAUUCCAAAAUUGACAAAUGUGUCUACUACUGAAACAACGUCGGCAUUAAGUUCUGCUAGUUCAGGAGAUGGAAAAGUAUCAUCUUUAGGUUCCACUGGAAGCAGUACACCAACAUCAACCAGUUCCUCUAGCACGGUUUCUUCAUCUUUUGGGGAGAAGCCAGUGAGCAAUGUCUUUGGAAAAGUCAGCUCAACUACAAGCCUCUUAAAUACUGGAACACUGACAUCUGGUAGUGGCUUCUCAACUCAAGCCUCUAUACCCUUUGGGCCUCCUUCGUCUACUAAUUCAACAAAUAUCUUUGGAGGAACUUCGACUGCAUCGUCGCUAAUAUUUGGCGGAAAUACUCAAAAAACUGGUGGUUUUCUGUUUGGCGAAGCUUCUAGUCAAAUCAAUUCUGCUACUACGUCCUCUAUACCAACUCCAGGAUCUAAUACAACCAGCGGUAUUAUAUUUUCUUUCGGUGGUACAAAUGAUAAGAAAACAGAUUCUGGAUCUGACAUAAAAGCACUUGAAGAUCAAGCGAGCAAAAUUUGCACUCCUGCGCGUCUCACUGCUGUAACAACUGCAUCUAUAUUCAGUGGAACAAAAUCAUCUGCGCCAAUCUUUGGUACGCCAACGGUAUUUGGUAGUACCCAAAACUCUACAAACACCACAUUCACUAAUAUCUUUGGCGGAGCUCCAAAAUCUAACGCAACAACUGUGACAAAUAUGACUGCUCCGGCUGAUACAAGAAAUACUCAAACAUCGGAAGAAUCCUAUGCCAGAUUAUUGUCACCACCAAACUGCAUCUCAUUAGAUACUCCAGUUACUGGUUCCAUGGCAAAUGCGAGUUCACCCCAAUUUGGAUCCGUGGCAAGCAAACAAUCAACUUUCCUCAAUAAUGGUGCAACGACUGAAGCAUCUUCCACUGAUGUUAUUGCAAAUUCCAUAUUUGGCACUAAUAGUUCAGUCACUCAAGGUCUUGGAAUGUUUGGUAGUAAUAAAUCAAUUACUCCAGUUUCUGGAGGAACGGCGAGCAAAGAAUCGCCACUAGGUCAAAUUGGUUCAGAUUUAGUCGUGUCCGAGCAAAAAAAAGAGGAUAGGUUCACUUUUUUACCAACCGAAAAUGUUGCUACUUUCUCUACACUUGCGGCGAAUCCACCGCAACAGCCAGCAUUUCAGAAAGACCCUAACUUUUCAUUUGCUGGGGCGGGUACUUCAGUAUUUGGUUCAAAACCAUCUCGGAAUACAACCACUUCAAAAUCAUCAACUCAGCAGAAUGUAGUUCCGGUAAAAAGUAAAGAACCUGAUGAACAAGAGGAAGAACAUGAUAAUGGCGAAGAACAUGAUCCCCAUUUUGAACCAAUUGUUCCACUACCUGAUGCUAUUGAAGUUCGUACAGGAGAAGAGGAUGAAGAAAAAGAAUUUUGCCAGCGUGCCAAACUAUAUAGAUAUGUAACUGCAACUAGGGAGUGGAAAGAAAGAGGUGUUGGUGAAAUGAAAUUAUUACACCACCAUGGCCAUGGUUCUUAUCGUCUAUUGUUACGCAGAGAACAAGUGCAUAAAGUGGUUUGUAACUUUUUGCUGACGGCUGAUCAGGAAUUUCAUACUCUCAAUAGCUCUGAUAGAGCUUGGUGCUGGGCAGGCAUGAAUUAUGCCGAGGAAAACCCUGUGCUAGAGGAAUUAGCAGUUCGAUUCAAAAACCCGGAGCUCGCAAAACAGUUCAAGGAUGCCAUUGAUAAGGCUCAACAAACCUUACGAGAGAAACUGAACACCAGCCAAGUUUUAAAGUACGAAGAAACACAGGAUUCACCUGAGGAUGAUGAACGUGAUGAGGAUGAAAAUGAAGAUGAGGAGGGAGAUGACCUUUACGCAGAAGACGAGGAAGAGGAACAUUCAAUAAUGUUCGAAAAACGGGCAACUUUGGUUGCUCAAGAAGAAGGGGAUAUCGCAUGGAAAAAUAUAGGAAUGGGGGAUCUGAAAGUUCUUUAUGAUCACAACAUUUUCGGUUCAAGAAUUGUCCUUGAAGCUGAUUCUACAAAAGAAAUCGUCAGUAACACAGUAAUCAGUAUGCAAACGGAAAUGCAGGAAAAUGGAAAAGAGUGCACAUGGUCAGCAAUAGAUUAUGCUUUUGAACCACCUAAAAGGUGUAACCUAAAGGCCAUCUUCUCAUCUGUACAUGUUGCACACGAUUUUUUCAUGGCUUUUGAAGAGGGCCAAGGUUUUGCUAAUGAGUCAGAGAUCUUAGAACCGGAGUACUACAUACCCAAGGAAGAAUAAAAUUAAGAGAGAAUAGAAUUUUCGGCAUUUUUUUGCAAUGCUAAUAGUCAAUCAUGAACUGAAAAUACGUUUUACUCUACCAUUGAAUUUUUCAAGUUUAUAGAUUUAUUUGUAUGAUAUACCUAGUUGUUUCUUAUACAUUUCGAGUAUCACAUCAUUGUUAAUUUUAAGAUAGGAUUGAAUUCUAGGAUGAGGAAAUUAUUUGAUCCAUCGUUAAUAGACAGGUACUGAAAAAUGUGAAUUUUAUUUCCAAUACAUGAGAUUUCACGAUCAAA
Athalia rosae (coleseed sawfly) is the source of this 9467-nucleotide messenger RNA. RefSeq names its product E3 SUMO-protein ligase RanBP2. Bases 151 to 9192 code for a protein of 3013 amino acids. The transcript is spliced from 24 exons. Gene Ontology annotation, molecular function: GTPase activator activity; protein binding. Gene Ontology annotation, cellular component: nuclear pore; cytoplasm. NCBI's taxonomy places the organism in Eukaryota, Metazoa, Arthropoda, Insecta, Hymenoptera, Athaliidae. The record is from RefSeq and is a predicted model, not a curated record. Gene Ontology annotation, biological process: intracellular transport.